Molecule: messenger RNA, 2576 nt
Organism: Nannospalax galili (Upper Galilee mountains blind mole rat)
Lineage: Eukaryota; Metazoa; Chordata; Mammalia; Rodentia; Spalacidae
Gene: Tspan18
Product: tetraspanin 18
Exons: 10
Coding region: 428-1072 (214 amino acids)
Cellular component (GO): membrane
Source: RefSeq, a predicted model, not a curated record
GCCUCACAGCUUUGCCGCCUCGUCGCCUCGUAGCCUUGUCGCCCGGCGCCGCAGGUCCCGCAAGUUGCGAGAGAGCUGUGUGUCCAGGGAAACUUUCUCCGCGGCCGUGUUGCUGCAGAGUUUGCCCUGACGCUGUCAAGAGACCUCAAGGGCCCUGGGUACCUACCUGUAGGGAGAAGAGAAGAAACGAGCUGAAGGAGGGGGACACAUACUGGACAGGAUCAAGCCUGCAGGGGCCAGCCCUUCUGCCAUUGCCAUCACCACAGGUGAACUUGGAUGUGCCUUCUAGAAUUGUGGACAUAGCCUCUCUACAGAGUCCCCAGCACCACUUACCAGGGCAGGCCAUACUGGUGAGAGACACACAGGAGCCUGUUUAACCAGGAGACUCAGGCCUGCUGGCUCCGGAGAGCUGCCCAGGUGGAACAGCAUGGAGGGCGACUGUCUGAGCUGCAUGAAGUACUUGAUGUUUGUUUUCAACUUCUUCAUAUUUCUGGGAGGAUCAUGCUUGCUGGGCAUCGGCAUCUGGGUCCUGGUGGACCCCACCGGCUUCCGGGAGAUCGUGGCUACCAACCCUCUGCUGGUCACAGGCGCUUACAUCCUCCUGGCCAUGGGUGGCCUGCUGUUUCUGCUUGGCUUCCUGGGCUGCUGUGGGGCCGUCCGUGAGAACAAGUGUCUCCUGCUGUUUUUCUUCCUGUUCAUCCUCAUCAUCUUCCUGGCAGAGCUCUCGGCAGCCAUCCUGGCCUUCAUCUUCAGGGAUCAUCUCACCCGUGAGUUUUUCACCAAGGAGCUUACCAAGCACUACCAGGGCAAUAACGACACAGAUGUGUUCUCCGCCACCUGGAACUCAGUCAUGAUCACAUUUGGCUGUUGUGGGGUCAAUGGGCCUGAAGACUUCAAGUUGGCCUCGGUGUUUCGGAUGCUGACCCUAGACAGUGAAGAGGUGCCCAAGGCCUGCUGCCGGAGGGAACCCCAGACCCGAGACGGGGUGCUGCUGAGUAGGGAGGAGUGCCUGCUGGGGAGGAGCCUGUUCAUAAACAAGCAGGUUCCUGAUUUCCAGAUGUUUCUUCCAUGAGUCUCUGCUGCCUCCUGUAUGAGGACCUCACAGCCAUGUUGAUUUCCUAUCACUCAGCCUCCCUGGGCCCAAAUGUUUCUCUCUCACUCUUGUGUCCCAACUGAACCAUCUUUUCUUUUAAGAGCCUCCAGCAGGGGACCAUCUCCAGCUGGGUUCGAUCCAAAAUUCCCUUCCCCGAAGCCCAGGGCUUAUUUGUGACUGGCACAAGCCAUACUGCUGAAGAGUGGAGUUCCUCAGGGGUAACACUCUGACUGCUCUGGGCAUGGGGACUCAGGACAGUGCUACAGGGUCACUGGUCCCCAGGAGGAAGGAUGAUAGGAUAGACUAGGGUGCUAGUUUGCUGGUCUCAGUGACAAGUCAAUAUGAGGGCAGUACAUAAAGGCGUUUAUAUACUUUCAGGGUUGUGGGACCUUAUGGAUGAGGUUUGGGGAGUGUGGAGUAUGAGGUACCUUUGAAAUAUCCAAGCAGGCAUCAGGGUACCCACCAAGGAGCCCGGGAAGGGCUCUUCAGUGGUAAGAACAUGGGUGUUGCUUAGCUGCCAUUGUCUGAUUGGUUUCAGGGUGACUGUGGGUAGGAACAGGGGUAGAGGGUAUUUUCUCUAAGCAUAGAAAGGUGAUAUGACAUAUCUAGGCAUACCUAGGGGACAGUCUGGUGGCAUCUGAGGAGAGAUCCUCCCUGUGUCUCCCUGUGCCAGAUGAGCAGACCCCAUCAUGGGAUAGAACCUGAGGUGAUAUCCACAGUGGGUCAACCUGGGGAUCUAACGCAAGAUUUGGCCACAUAAGGAUGGAGCUCCCUAAGGCCUAGAUCCCUUCCCCUUUUGACAGAAGGAAGAGGGAGCACAGACCCUCUCUGAAUCUCGGCUUCCUCUCUGUGUGUGCAUGACCGUGAGCUACCCACCUGCUCUCUCCCCACUUCCUCAGAGGUAAAAUAUGGAUAAACCAUUCCUCGCUAGGGGCUGCAUUGAGGACCAAAUGAUGGAAGGCCCAUGAGCCCAGCAAGCUCCUGACAGAAGGGACGCUCACUAAGUGUAGUGACAUUGUCCCCUCUGCCCCACCCCACCUAAGGGCUUCCCUGUACCUGGGGAGCCUCCACAAACCCACCUUCUGCUUGGUUCAGGCCACUUGGUUCUUGGGUCUGUGUGUGUCUGGUUAGAGCUGGCUUGCUCACUCCUUGGGGCUCCAGGAAGAAUAGGAUUCCCCUUGCCCAGCUUCUGGCCAGCCUCCACUAGGCAGGUACCAUGGCUCUGUCCUCAGUCAGGUUGUACUGUCUACCUGCCCAGACACAGCCUCCCAUGUCCACUUCCAGACAGACACUAGACUUCUGGUGAGGGACAGUAGGAGCACCAAAAUCUCAAUCUCAACAGAACUAAAAUCUAGCUGUCACCCAACACAGAUAGGCACAGCCCCACCCUACUCUACUACCAGGACUUGUCCCCUUAGAGGUCUUCCAGCUAGGCCCAAAGAAUACACAAGCAUUUAGAAAAGAAAAAGAACUCGGGGGCUGG